CGCCCACGGCCCGCUCGCUCCCCCAUGGACCCUCCUCUCCGGCUCCUGCCCGAUGGGCGCCUCAUGGCGGCGCUGCUACUCCUGGCCGCUUGCCUGUCCGCCUGCAGCGUGCAAGCGGUUACGAGCGCGGAAGCUUCCUACAUCGCCCACCGCCAGCUGCUGGCCAUGAAGGAGGCCGGCGGCGGCGAGGCCGGCGACCUACCGGCGGACUUCGAGUUCGACGACCGCGUCGGCGCCGCCAACUUCCCCAACCCGCGCCUCCGCCGCGCGUACAUCGCGCUCCAGGCCUGGCACCGCGCCUUCUACUCCGACCCCAAGGGCUACACCGCCAACUGGGUCGGCGAAGACGUGUGCAAGUACAAUGGCGUCAUCUGCACCGAGGCGCUGGACGACCCCAAGAUCACGGUCGUGGCCGGGAUCGACCUCAACGGCGCCGACAUCGCCGGGUACCUCCCCCCGGAGCUCGGCCUGCUCACCGACCUCGCCUUCUUCCACAUCAACACCAACCGCUUCUGCGGCAUCAUCCCCAAGAGCAUGUCGCGGCUGUCGCUGCUGCACGAGUUCGACGUCAGCAACAACCGCUUCGUGGGCGUCUUCCCCUACGUCUGCCUCGAGAUGGUGUCGCUCAAGUACCUCGACCUCCGGUUCAACGACUUCGAGGGCGAGCUGCCGCCGGCGCUCUUCGACAAAGACCUCGACGCCAUCUUCGUCAACACCAACCGCUUCGUAGGGCCCAUCCCCGAGAACCUCGGCAAUUCCACGGCGUCCGUCAUCGUCUUCGCCAACAACGCCUUCGUCGGAUGCAUCCCCAAGAGCAUCGGCCGCAUGGUUAAGACGCUGGACGAGAUCAUCUUCCUCAACAACAAGCUCGACGGGUGCCUGCCGUUGGAGAUGGGCCUGCUGGUCAACACCACCGUCAUCGACGUCAGCGGGAACAUGCUCGUCGGCACCAUCCCCGAGCAGCUCUCCAACAUAGCCAAGCUGGAGCAGCUCGACGUGUCCCGGAACGUUUUCACCGGCAUCGUGCACGAGUCCAUCUGCGAGCUCCCGGCGCUCGUCAACUUCAGCUUCGCCUUCAACUUCUUCAACUCGGAGGCCGCCGUGUGCAUGCCGUCCGACAAGGCGCUCGUCAACCUCGACGACAGGGACAACUGCCUCGGCGCGCUGCGCCCGGCGCAGAAGACCGCGCUGCAGUGCGCCCCCGUGCUUGCGCGCCCCGUCGACUGUAGCAAGCACGUGUGCGCUGGCUACCCCACGCCCGGAGGAGGGCCGCCGUCGUCGCCGGUGCCAGGGAAGCCUGCUGCGUCUGCGCCCAUGCCAUCCCCGCACACACCGCCGGAUGUAUCGCCAGAGCCGCUUCCAGAACCUUCGCCGGUGCCUGCACCUGCACCCAUGCCGAUGCCGACCCCUCAUUCACCGCCAGCGGACGAUUAUGUACCGCCAACACCACCUGUACCCGGAAAGUCACCGCCAGCUACCUCACCAUCGCCUCAGGUUCAGCCUCCAGCUGCCUCCACCCCACCUCCGUCACUGGUGAAGUUGUCUCCUCCGCAGGCACCAGUGGCAUCACCACCGCCACCUGUGAAGACUACUUCUCCACCGGCCCCUAUUGCUUCACCAUCUCCACCACCACCAGCGCCAGUGGUCUCACCACCACCGCCCGUGAAAUCACCUCCCCCACCCGCGCCAGUGGCAUCACCUCCACCACCUGAAAAAUCACCUCCUCCGCCAGCACCGGUGGCCUCACCACCACCGCCUGUGAAAUCACCUCCCCCACCAACGCUAGUGGCAUCACCUCCACCUCCCGUGAAAUCACCUCCUCCACCGGCACCAGUGGCAUCACCACCGCCUCCUGUGAAAUCACCUCCCCCACCAACGCCAGUGGCAUCACCUCCUCCGCCAGCACCAGUGGCAUCUUCACCUCCACCGAUGAAAUCUCCACCACCCCCGACUCCUGUGAGCUCACCUCCUCCUCCAGAGAAGUCACCACCGCCACCGCCUCCUGCGAAAUCAACCCCACCUCCAGAGGAAUACCCAACACCACCCACUUCGGUGAAGUCAUCGCCGCCUCCAGAAAAGUCUCUACCUCCACCCACACUGAUUCCAUCUCCGCCACCACAAGAGAAGCCUACUCCUCCAUCAACUCCGUCUAAACCACCUUCAUCUCCGGAGAAGCCUUCUCCACCGAAAGAACCAGUUAGCUCACCACCUCAAACACCAAAGUCUUCACCUCCACCAGCUCCUGUAAGUUCACCACCUCCAACACCAGUUAGCUCACCACCGGCACUAGCUCCAGUAAGCUCACCACCGUCGGUGAAGUCUUCUCCACCACCAGCGCCACUAAGCUCACCACCGCCUGCACCUCAAGUGAAGUCUUCUCCACCUCCAGUACAAGUGAGUUCACCACCGCCGGCGCCUAAGUCAUCACCUCCACUUGCUCCAGUGAGUUCACCACCUCAAGUAGAGAAGACUUCUCCACCACCAGCACCACUCAGCUCACCACCAUUGGCGCCCAAGUCAUCACCUCCACAUGUUGUUGUGAGCUCACCACCUCCAGUGGUGAAGUCCUCUCCACCACCUGCACCGGUUAGCUCGCCACCAUUGACGCCUAAGCCGGCAAGCCCACCUGCGCAUGUGAGCUCACCACCUGAAGUGGUGAAGCCAUCCACACCACCGGCACCAACAACAGUCAUCUCACCUCCAUCAGAGCCCAAGUCAUCACCGCCACCUACUCCCGUGAGCUUGCCACCUCCAAUAGUUAAGUCCUCUCCACCACCGGCAAUGGUUAGCUCACCACCGAUGACGCCUAAGUCGUCACCUCCACCGGUUGUUGUGAGCUCACCACCACCAACGGUGAAGUCUUCUCCACCACCGGCACCAGUCAGCUCACCACCAGCGACACCUAAGUCGUCACCUCCACCUGCUCCUGUGAACUUGCCACCUCCAGAAGUAAAGUCUUCUCCACCACCUACACCAGUUAGCUCGCCACCGCCAGCGCCUAAGUCAUCACCUCCACCUGCUCCCAUGAGCUCGCCACCACCUCCAGAGGUGAAGUCUCCUCCACCACCAGCUCCAGUUAGCUCGCCUCCACCUCCAGUCAAGUCGCCACCUCCACCCGCCCCUGUGAGCUCACCUCCUCCCCCUGUGAAGUCUCCACCACCACCAGCACCGGUCAGCUCGCCACCACCUCCAGUGAAGUCACCGCCACCUCCAGCACCGAUCAGCUCACCACCACCUCCAGUGAAGUCACCGCCACCUCCAGCACCAGUGAGCUCACCACCACCUCCAGUGAAGUCUCCUCCGCCACCAGCACCAGUUAGCUCCCCACCACCCCCAAUAAAAUCUCCUCCUCCACCGGCACCAGUUAGCUCUCCUCCACCAGCACCAGUGAAGCCACCAUCACUACCACCACCGGCCCCAGUAAGCUCACCUCCUCCGGUUGUCACCCCUGCCCCGCCGAAGAAAGAAGAGCAGUCAUUACCACCACCAGCAGAAUCCCAACCUCCACCAUCAUUCAAUGACAUCAUCCUUCCACCUAUCAUGGCCAACAAGUACGCAUCUCCGCCUCCCCCUCAGUUCCAAGGGUAUUAAGCGCCACAGAGACAUGGUUGAUGAAGCAUGAAGGGAACAGUCUAUAAGGUCACACGCGCAGACAAACUGCUACAUGUAAAACACUGUAAACGUGUGUGAAAUUGUUUUUUCUUUUGCACGUGCACGUGUGAGUAUAUUCUUAUUCAUACAUAUGUACGGACGUGUGUAUGUGUGAACUAACUACACUACAUGAGGCGGCAAGUUGUAAGAGAGUGUGAUUUGUGUGCCUUAUGUAUCACUUUUUUACAUAUAGAAAAGGAAACGACAAUUUCCUUAAAAAUGGGGUACAAGAUGAUGGAACGAAGUUAAGGGAUUAUUAUGAACUGCUUUUGUUCUUGUUAUUAA
Zea mays is the source of this 3936-nucleotide messenger RNA. RefSeq names its product pollen-specific leucine-rich repeat extensin-like protein 3. The record is from RefSeq and is a predicted model, not a curated record. The transcript has a single exon. Lineage: Eukaryota; Viridiplantae; Streptophyta; Magnoliopsida; Poales; Poaceae. Gene Ontology annotation, molecular function: protein binding. The coding region runs from base 25 to 3591 and encodes 1188 amino acids.